Molecule: messenger RNA, 873 nt
Organism: Aspergillus bombycis
Lineage: Eukaryota; Fungi; Ascomycota; Eurotiomycetes; Eurotiales; Aspergillaceae
Product: glycosyltransferase family 32 protein
Exons: 4
Coding region: 1-873 (290 amino acids)
Biological process (GO): mannosyl-inositol phosphorylceramide biosynthetic process
Molecular function (GO): mannosyltransferase activity
Source: RefSeq, a predicted model, not a curated record
AUGGUUGUCGUCAUUUUCGCUGCUGAGGCUCUACUACCUCCUUCGACUACCAUUUGCAUACGGCCAUACAUACCUCGAAGGAUACACCAUAUUCAUCUUGGGCCGAGCUCACCUCCGAAGAAUUGGCUGGAUGCGAGAUCAGAAUGUCUCAAACAUCAUGAAUUUUGGGAGGCCCAUCUGUGGACGGACGACAAUGCAGACAGCUUCGUGCAAGACAAUUAUCCGCAUCUCUAUGAAAUGUGGACCAGCUAUCCAUUCAAUGUACAACGCGUGGAUGCAUUGCGCUACAUGAUUCUACAGAAAUACGGAGGUGCUGUCCUUGACUUCGACCUCGCGUGCAAGCGAUCGCUGGAGCCGUUGCGUCGAUUUGAAUUCGUAGCCCCGGCUGCACACCCAGCUGGAUUCUCGAUCGGCAUGAUGCUCGCAACCCCCAACAACCCCUACGUCCAUGCGCUUGUUGAAAAUCUGCCAGUAUACAACCAAGUAUGGCCAUUGUUACCAUAUGCGACCGUGAUGUUCAGUACAGGCUGCCACUACGCGUCGACCAUCUUUACUCUACAAUCGAAUCGCACAAAUCUGCGUAUUCUAGCAGGGCCCCCUGAUCAACCGAAGAUGCACAUGCUCAAUGGGGUAGUCAACACGCCACUUUUCACACAUUUCGGCUCUUCGUCCUGGCACGGUCAUGACGCGCGGCUGAUCUCGUUCUUUAAAGAUCUGGAUCAGCGGAUAUUGUUCGCUGGCCUCGUCUUUGUACUGGGCAGUACGGCAGUGAUUAUACUGCUGUGUAUUAGUCGGAGGCGUGCACCAAAGGCAGACGACGAAGAACGUCGCUUGCCGUCAUUUGCGAUCAAAUGGAUGAACAAGGUAGCUUAA